Odobenus rosmarus divergens (Pacific walrus) is the source of this 3436-nucleotide messenger RNA. It is a transcript of the gene PRKCB, whose product is annotated as protein kinase C, beta. The record is from RefSeq and is a predicted model, not a curated record. The coding region runs from base 212 to 2233 and encodes 673 amino acids. Gene Ontology annotation, biological process: protein phosphorylation. Gene Ontology annotation, molecular function: diacylglycerol-dependent serine/threonine kinase activity; ATP binding; zinc ion binding. The transcript is spliced from 17 exons. Lineage: Eukaryota; Metazoa; Chordata; Mammalia; Carnivora; Odobenidae.
GCGGUGCCAAGCGCAGCUGGACGAGCGGCGGCAGCUGGGCGAGUGACAGCCCCAGCUCCGCGCGCCGCGGCGGCCAGAGCCGGCGCAGGGGAAGCGCCCGCGGCCCCGGGCGGCAGCAGCGGCCGCCUCCUCGCGCGCUUCCCGGGCCCGCAGCCCGCGGUCCCGCGGCCCCGGGGCCGGCACCUUUCGGCUCCCGCUCCCCGCGCGCAAGAUGGCUGACCCGGCUGCGGGGCCGCCGCCGAGCGAGGGCGAGGAGAGCACCGUGCGCUUCGCCCGCAAAGGCGCCCUCCGGCAGAAGAACGUGCACGAGGUGAAGAACCACAAAUUCACCGCCCGCUUCUUCAAGCAGCCCACCUUCUGCAGCCACUGCACCGACUUCAUCUGGGGUUUCGGGAAGCAAGGAUUCCAGUGCCAAGUCUGCUGUUUUGUGGUUCACAAGCGGUGCCAUGAGUUUGUCACCUUCUCCUGCCCAGGUGCCGACAAAGGCCCAGCCUCUGAUGACCCCCGGAGCAAGCACAAAUUUAAGAUCCACACGUACUCCAGCCCCACGUUUUGUGACCACUGUGGGUCACUGCUGUAUGGACUCAUCCACCAGGGGAUGAAAUGUGACACCUGCAUGAUGAACGUGCACAAGCGCUGCGUGAUGAAUGUCCCCAGCCUGUGCGGCACCGACCACACGGAGCGCCGCGGCCGUAUCUACAUCCAGGCCCACAUCGAGAGGGAAGUCCUCAUCGUCGUCGUAAGAGAUGCUAAAAACCUUGUACCUAUGGACCCCAAUGGUUUGUCAGACCCUUACGUGAAACUGAAACUGAUUCCCGACCCCAAGAGUGAGAGCAAGCAGAAGACCAAAACCAUCAAGUGCUCCCUCAACCCUGAGUGGAACGAGACAUUCAGAUUCCAACUGAAAGAAUCGGACAAAGACAGAAGACUGUCUGUAGAGAUUUGGGAUUGGGAUCUGACCAGCAGGAAUGACUUCAUGGGAUCUUUGUCGUUUGGGAUUUCCGAACUGCAGAAAGCUGGUGUUGAUGGCUGGUUUAAGUUGCUAAGCCAGGAGGAAGGCGAGUACUUCAAUGUGCCUGUGCCGCCGGAAGGAAGUGAAGGCAAUGAAGAACUACGGCAGAAAUUUGAGAGGGCCAAGAUCAGCCAGGGGACCAAGGCUCCAGAAGAAAAGACGACCAACACCAUAUCCAAACUUGACAACAAUGGGAACAGAGACCGAAUGAAACUGACCGAUUUUAACUUCCUGAUGGUGCUCGGGAAAGGAAGCUUUGGCAAGGUCAUGCUCUCUGAGCGAAAAGGCACAGACGAGCUCUAUGCUGUGAAGAUCCUGAAGAAGGACGUCGUGAUCCAGGAUGACGAUGUGGAGUGCACAAUGGUGGAGAAGCGGGUGCUGGCCCUGCCUGGGAAGCCGCCGUUCCUGACCCAGCUGCAUUCCUGCUUCCAGACUAUGGACCGCCUGUACUUUGUGAUGGAGUACGUGAACGGGGGCGAUCUCAUGUACCACAUCCAACAAGUUGGCCGGUUUAAGGAGCCUCAUGCUGUAUUUUACGCUGCAGAAAUUGCCAUCGGUCUGUUCUUCUUACAGAGCAAGGGCAUCAUUUACCGUGACCUCAAACUUGACAAUGUGAUGCUGGAUUCAGAGGGCCACAUCAAGAUUGCUGAUUUUGGCAUGUGUAAGGAAAAUAUCUGGGAUGGGGUGACCACCAAGACAUUCUGUGGCACUCCAGACUACAUCGCCCCUGAGAUCAUUGCUUAUCAGCCCUAUGGGAAGUCUGUGGAUUGGUGGGCCUUCGGCGUCCUGCUGUAUGAAAUGUUGGCUGGGCAGGCACCCUUUGAAGGGGAGGAUGAAGAUGAGCUCUUCCAGUCCAUCAUGGAACACAAUGUGGCUUACCCCAAGGCCAUGUCCAAGGAAGCCGUGGCCAUCUGCAAAGGGCUGAUGACCAAACACCCAGGCAAACGUCUGGGUUGUGGACCCGAAGGUGAACGCGACAUCAAGGAGCAUGCGUUUUUCCGGUAUAUUGAUUGGGAGAAACUUGAACGCAAAGAGAUUCAGCCCCCAUAUAAGCCAAAAGCCUGUGGGCGAAAUGCUGAAAACUUCGACCGGUUUUUCACCCGCCAUCCACCAGUCCUAACACCUCCCGACCAGGAAGUCAUCAGGAAUAUUGACCAGUCAGAAUUCGAAGGAUUUUCCUUUGUUAACUCUGAAUUUUUAAAACCUGAAGUCAAGAGCUAAGUAGAUGUGUAGCCCUCCGUCCUUCAUUUCUGUCAUUCGAGCUCAGCGGCUGUUGUGGUGACAUCUUUCCUUCUCAUUGCCACGUCGCAUCCAUGUUUUAUUUGCUGAUGAGACUAGAGUGACCAUGUUUCAGAAGCCAAAUGUCCUCAGGUAGUUUGGAGCAUCUCUGUGAGAUGGGAUGAUGCGGGUGGCACGUCACAAAUGUUGCUGCAUUAAUUAGCACAUCAGCAAGCAUCCUCCUCGCGUUCACUUUCCCCAGCAUGGCCGCUCCGCAGAGCCUGGGGCAACAGAAAAAUGCCUGCUUUCUCUCCCUUUCUCCCAGCGCUCCCAUAGCACACGUUUCCCAACUCCAGGCAUUCAGUCUAGAUCGUUCCUACCAAAUGAGCGGAUCACCGGAUGCUAGCAGCAUUCUCUCCCUCCUAGACCCGGAGCUUGGCUUGCAUCCAAGUGUAUGGUUGCUUUGACGUAGAGGGAAUUCCUCCAUUCUGUCUGGUUUGGAGGCACCAGGAGCUGUGCCGAGCACAGGCUAAAUAUAAAAUCGUAUUUGUUACUUUUUAGACUCAAAGUGAAGGAGAUGAUCUCAGCCCUUUUAAAAUGCCAAGAGGGUGCUUUGAGAUAGUCUCCAUCUAAAAGGACCUCAAGGGGUCAGUCAAAAGGCAACUGGCUUGGGUGCCACCUCCAUGCUGUAAUUCCUGAUACUCUCUGUCCCCCCUGAUCACCUUCAUCCUCAAACUCCUUGCAAAGGGCAUUUGGCAUCACCCCCCCUGAAAAGACACGGUCACUCUAGCCAGGUCCCAGAGGACCAUGGUUUUACAUUACAUUUCAAAUUUUAUUUGCUUUGGGGUUUUAUUUCUGUUGUUGUUCAAAUGCAAAAAAAAAAAAAAAGAAAAAAGAAAACACUCACUUUGUUACACAUGCUUUGAAAUCUGUGUCCAAAUGUUAUUAACCACAAUGACCUGCUUUGAUUUGUCAAGAAGGCGGCUCUGGAGCCUAGCAGACCCAUGCCCGCGCGGAUGGGAUUUGUCUAGGUUUGUUGCUGGCUUUGGAAAGCUAAUUAAGCGCUCUGAGAAAGACACCAUUUCUUGAAACGUAGACGGUUGUAUUCUUCACUUUGAUGUUGUUGUGCAAGAUGUUUGUGGAAAUGUCCAUUUGUAUCUGGAUAUCUGUUAUGUGCCAUUUUUUUUUCUAGCAUCGAGAUACAAU